Messenger RNA from Acanthocheilonema viteae, 585 nucleotides. The record is from the annotation of a GenBank genome assembly. Lineage: Eukaryota; Metazoa; Nematoda; Chromadorea; Rhabditida; Onchocercidae.
AUGUUUUUCUCAGAUUGGUCGGGAAUACUGUGGCAGGUGGAAUAUCAUUUAAUGAAUCGUCGCACCAUACCAAAAGAUUCCGUAAUCAUUUUACAAGCGGGUGGAUUAGCAGAGCUAAUGAUAUUGCAACAAAAGAAUAACGAUGAAUCGAUGAUUAGUGUCAUCGAUAAAAUUAAUGAGAAUAUAGCACAUGCUGUAUCGGGUUUGAUCAAUAAUGUUGAUAAUGGUAAUAUAAUAAUUAUGAAUUUGAUUGAUCCAUAUGAAGCGCCAGGUUAUGCGACAUUUACUUCAGUUGGAAAUAAUCAUUUGGAUAUGUCUUCGGUGGUUUCACAUAUCAAUUCAAAACUUUGGAGGUUGGUAACAACCGAAGGACAUGAAAAUCGACAAGUUCGCCUUUUCGAUUUAAACGUAGCCAUUGUUGAUGCUAUGCGAGGGUUGAACACAAAUGAACCAUUCACGUACCAGCAAAGUAAUAUGACAUCAUUAAAGGUAUUUGAUUAUGCUUAUCACAAUCAAUGGAAUCCAUCAACAUUGGUACAUCAUAAAAUUGCCCAAAAAUUGGUCAAAUUUCUGGAAGAUUUAUGA